Trichoderma atroviride IMI 206040 is the source of this 1811-nucleotide messenger RNA. NCBI's taxonomy places the organism in Eukaryota, Fungi, Ascomycota, Sordariomycetes, Hypocreales, Hypocreaceae. The record is from RefSeq and is a predicted model, not a curated record.
AUGAAAACGUCCUCCAGGUUGAGAGCGAUGAUUGGUACAUUCUUUGGUACUGGGGUAGCCCUCAUAGCUCACGGAAUUGGGAUGUGGCGUGAUGAGAAAUCAGGGACGGCAACACUGGCAAGUCGCCGUUCGCGAGCAAUUUUGGCCAGUACAGCUUUCGCCGCAGGUAUCGGCGAACUUUAUACCAACACCGCUGCGGGUAACGCUUCGACACACAUUGCCUUUACGAUCUACACAGGAAUGAGGGAUCUAAUGGUACAAUCACGACUGAGGCUGCAUAACCCAAACACGUCUGGUAUAAAGCCUGACUGGACACACUUCAGCAUCAUGAUGUUCUUAAUGACUAUAAUUGCGGGGCUGGUCAACUUUGGCAUGUCAACACUGGCAUCUCCUUCAGGACAGGCUGCCUGGGCUGCUAGAUCGAGCUUUACCGAACAGCUGAAGCAUGCUGUAAUACGCGGGGUUUUGAAUCUGAUUGGUGAAGUCGGCGAUGACUUCCUAUUCCAAGUCAUCCCUUCCAUACGCUCGCAUUUCAAGGGCGUUGAGAAUCCUCAUGUACUCCGGCUAAGCCUCAAAGAUGUCGGCUACCAGAAGGGUUAUCUCACAAACGCGGCGUUAGGUCCAUGGGCCGCGCGAACAGGCCUCUUGGCGACAACUCUCGCUUUACUAGGCAUUGCGUCGCCAUGCCUUGCACAUAAUGCAAGGCUUUUGGAAGGAGUUUCUGAUUUAAUAGUCGGUGUUACCAACGGGCCGCUCUAUGAGCCCUUUGCGAAUUCAGUUUCGGGACAGCCGGAUCCCGUCCGCAACCCAUGCGGCAGUGACGAGGAGAGCCAGAAGCAGAAGGAGUGUAGUCAAAGCGAUGAUGCUGCUAGUAUACGCAGCUAUAUGCACCCAAAUAUCGACAUGACAAACUGUGCAGAGGUCAAGUGGGAAGAAAGUCAAGGGCAUCAUCAACCGGACUAUACAGAACCUUACGACGAAAAAGCCUCAUCUUUCCAACCACAAAGAGAUGGACUGCCAAGAAUAGAUGAAUGCGCAUCGUUGCAGUCAUUUGCCUCACCAUCACCAAUAUUAGUUGGCUUUUGUAACAUAGAAACGCCCAAAAAUAGUGGUAAGAACAUUUUCUGUACACGUACUUCGCGAUCAACCUUCUACGGCAUACUAAUAGGGCAAACAGCCCAAAUCAUAGAUACUAGGAAUGCAAUGAGAAACGAUUGGGACGAUGAAGUUACUGCUUCGGAAGAAGAGUUCGAACGAAAACAACGACGAGCAACAGCAAGCGACACUGGAAGUAUUGACCUUGCUACAUUACGACGCAGUUUCCGACUCGGAAGGGCCAUGUUGGUCACCACGGUAUCGGAUAUUGGCGAUUCCAUGAUAUUUGCGUGUAUACGGCACCAAGCACAGACAGCUGCUGUAACAAAGGCCAAUACGUACAGGCUUGGAGCCAAUUUCAUUAGCAGAAUUUGUUCUUUUGAGGGUUGCCGCAAAUUCCUUUUCGCCCAAGUGAGGGGGGCUAUCAAGCUGGGCAAGAUGCUACAAGUGUUGCAGCCUAACUGGAAAAAUACAGUGGCAUUCAACGGGUUUGAUAGCAAGCUGAUUGGUGUUGAUCAACGACUGCUAAUUAGAUACAUCAAGCACAGGAUUGUCCCUAUACUGGAAAGACUAGAACGAGUGCAUGCGUGGAAUAUGGCAGAUGCAGUGCAACAACUAGUUACAUGUAUUAAUCUAGGCAGGGGCCAAACAAAACAUCCUCCUUCUAUAGUAGAAUAGAUUAAUGAGUUAUGAAGUACUAGAAUAGGAAAAUAAGG